Molecule: messenger RNA, 2313 nt
Organism: Ahaetulla prasina
Lineage: Eukaryota; Metazoa; Chordata; Lepidosauria; Squamata; Colubridae
Product: E3 ubiquitin-protein ligase RNF4-like
Exons: 3
Coding region: 459-1271 (270 amino acids)
Biological process (GO): positive regulation of transcription by RNA polymerase II
Molecular function (GO): zinc ion binding; transcription factor binding
Source: RefSeq, a predicted model, not a curated record
UUGCCCCACGGUCCCUAUAAAUGGCGCCCCAGCUGUUCCCAGAGCUUUACUUCCGGUUCCGUCGGGAGCGAGCGCAGGCGGGAGAGAACCUGGUCGGCUUGUAAUGGCAAUAGCGGCGUCUGCCUUCGGUUACGGGCAGCUUCUUUCUCGCACAGCAUUUCUGUUGAGGUCUACAGUUCGAAGUCUGAGUGCACAAAACACUUCACCAGUUCAAGGUUCUAAAGUGUAACAUUUCAACACAAGAGUUUGAACUUGCUCCCAGCUUGGCAGUACGUGGCAUUAAAGAGAUCACUUUAAUGGUUGUAGUGCUCUAAAAAUUCUCCCAUUGUAUAAAGGUACUCCAGAAUAUUCAUAAUCAGUACUGUAGAACUGAGUGGCAGCUAAGCAUUAACCUGCAGUUGGAGAUAAGGGAGAAAACAGAUACUCUGCAACUUGUUCCAGUUCUCUUGCUGCAUACCAUGAAGUCAGCCAGUGUGAAGCUUGAUGGAAACAAGAGCAGAAAAAGCAAAACACAGAGUCCGUUCAACCCAGCAACGCCUUCUAGUGGCCCAGGCAAAAUGGCUACAGGAGCUUCUUCUAAAAUCAAGAGUUUCUCCUUGCCAUCCAUUUCUCCCAUAGCCACUGUAGAAACUGCCUCUAUUGGCUCUUCUCCUAAAGCUGGGCCCAGUUUUCUGUAUGCAGUUGUCCCCUUGAGUGUUAGCAGAGGCAUGGAUCAGGAAGAGAUUCACAAGGAACGCUAUGGAGAGAGGACUCCCCUGCAAAUUCCUAAGCAAAGUAGAAUAUCAGCUUCAGCUGCAGAAGCAGUAUCAAAAAUAGAGCCAUUCAAACUUGAUGAAAGUGUAGAAGUAAUAGAUCUCACCGGUGACACUUCAGUGGUUGAUCUUACACAUAAUGAUUCCAUUGUAUUUGCAGAAGAGACUAGACAACAGCAAAACCAAAAAUUAAGAAGCCGGCCGCUGUUCAACAGCUGUAUAGUAUGUAAUGAUAAUGACAAUGAAUGUAGUGAAAGUGAGGAGUUGGCUGCCAGUAAAUUGCCUAGAGAAUUAGAAAAGGAGAAAAUUGGAAGUCUGAAAUAUUCAGGCACUGUGAGUUGUCCAAUUUGCAUGGAUGGCUAUGCAGAAAUUAUCCACAGUGGACGACUUAUAAUGUCAACAAAAUGUGGCCACAUCUUUUGUAGUCAGUGCCUCCAAAAUUCUCUUAAAAGUACAAACUCUUGUCCAAGUUGUAGGAAAAAACUCAAUCGCAAACAAUAUCAUCCAAUAUAUAUAUGAAUACAUGGAUGAAUUUGGUAAUCUAACUUUUCUCAUUUGGUUGCUUUGUGUUUUGUUUAUUUUAUGUAAACCUAAUUCUGCUUUAAGGAGUAUUAUAGUUCAGUUUACUCGGGGACCAUAGACUCCCAUCUAUUGAAACCUAUGUUAAAAAAAACCUGUACAAGUAGUAAAGAGAACUUAUUUUUUGUUUAUCAUAAGCCAGUUAUAAAAAUAUUAAUGCAAUCAGGCAGAAGCUGAUGAAGAAUUUAGGGCACUGUUACAAGCAUCUUAUUAGAAUUAAAAUAAUAAAACUCACUUGAUGGAAAACUUAUUAUUUAGUGAGAAAAUCUCUUUUGUGUUAAUAGAGCCCAAGUAAAAAUGCUGAACUCCCAAAUGGAUAGGAUUAUAAAACCUAGAACUCAAAUCUCAGACUAUGUACAUGGAUAUUAUGUAUACAUGAAUUUUCUUUGGUAGCCUAAAUUUUCAUUUUAAUUGCAUUCAUAAUUAAGACUCUUAAUGGUAAUAAGAACUGUGAAUGUCCUCUACUUGGACUCAUAUGGAAAUUUUGUGAUUAGCGACAUUUUUGUCUUUAAUGUGGGCAGUUAUACAAAUUAAAUUGCCUAAUUUAGGCUGCUCUUUCCCAUAAAUAGUAGCCAAUAACAUUUCAAGCCUGUAAGAAAUAAGAACAUAUAAGGAACUGAUUUUGAGCAUAAAAGUGAUAUUUGUAAUAAACUGGUGGAUGGCAUGAUGUAGUAAUCUGAUCUAUUCAAGAAUUUUAGUAAUUUUUUUUUUGAAAAAAUGCACUUGAAAAAUGUCCAUGCUUAUUGUAGAACUAUUGUAAAAUCAAUUAAUGAGGUUAAACAAGCCUUAUAUAAACUUGGGAUUAUGAAUGCAGUUCUCUACUUUUUCAUGAAUUCUCCUGUUUGAAAUUACAUAACUGUCUGAACAAUAAAUGUUACAUGCGUUUAAGAGAGGAAAGUGCACUUUUGAUAUUUGUUUUCAGAACAGAUGUUGGCUUAGUAAUAAAGCUUUAAACAACCUUCAGAUAUUUGUUUUGUGUGUG